Mytilus trossulus (common blue mussel) is the source of this 1615-nucleotide messenger RNA. RefSeq lists its product as uncharacterized. NCBI's taxonomy places the organism in Eukaryota, Metazoa, Mollusca, Bivalvia, Mytilida, Mytilidae. The record is from RefSeq and is a predicted model, not a curated record. The transcript is spliced from 12 exons. The coding region runs from base 56 to 1573 and encodes 505 amino acids.
UAUAUAUAUAUUGGAGAAAACUUUGAUAUCAGUCAAUGCUUUAACAAUCCUGAGGAUGGAAUUUAAACCAGCAAGUUUGAUACAAUUUCUUCCUUUAACACUCCUUCUAUACGUUAGGGGAUCGCCAGCCGACUGGACAACAUGUUUACAGAAACCACAUUUCAUCAGCCAAUGGACCAAAAUAACAGCACAGGACAAAGCUUCACCACAACAAAUAGCGGAGCAUGCAAUAGGGACCUUUCCUAUUAAAGUUGACGUCCAAGUAAGACCGGCCGACAAUAAACCAGAAAGACAGUUUUACUUUUCAGGACUAGGGUCUUCACAAAGAGAUGAUGAUAUAGAUAGUCCUUAUGGUGGACUUGUGUUUUACUAUAAUGACGAGGCAGUGGUAGUUUCUGUUCCUAAUACAAAUGACGGACAUAAUGUUGGAAAGGUGAUUUUUACAGGAGGAAGUGCUUGGUCUGGUCAAGUCCAACAAAGUGAAUUAUCCGCCGAGUACAGGAUCAGAGCAUGGGGCAAGAAUAACUUCCCGAAACCAGAUUUUGAAUCGUCAUCGAUACAUAUGGAUACAACGACUAACACUUAUAACGAAGUAUCCCACGGAUUAGGAAUAGAACCAGACUAUGCAAUAGUACAAGUCACAUUACCGUCUGGUAUUAUUACCGAAGCUGUUGGUUCAUCUAUGCAGACAAAUCCAACGAGUACGGACUGGGGAGGAGUAAUAUACAGUUACGAUAAUACUGUAUUUAGAUUGUGGGUACCAAACGGAGGUUAUGGUGGUUUAUUCAGCAUUGCAGAUGGAUGGGGUAAAAAUAAGGGAACAGUUGAGAAGUCCGGUACUGUAAAGAUAUAUGCAUGGAAAAAACUCACUUCUAAGAGUAACUUCACUCAAUCAGUAACUUUACCAUCUGCAUCAUAUACCAUGAAGCUUACCCAGCCUAUCGACCGAGAAAACAAUCUGAUUGAUAUAAUAAUCAGAGCUCUUGAUGGUACAAGUAAGAAUUUUAUAUUCCAUGGUUCCGGCGCGGUACAGAAUGUUAACAAAAACGACUCUUUUGGCGGAAUGGUGAUUUCUUAUUCUGACCAGACCGUAAGGUUUUGGUAUCCUAAUACUUCGCUUAAAGCACUGUUGCUUGUGGAUAAAUCGUGGGGUCAGCCAAAUACUCAGCAUAUAUCACAUAAAGUAGAACUUUCGAUUAAGACAUGGGAGAGAUAUACUAGUUGUCCACCUGUACCAAAGAGCACCAAAUAUGUUCCUGUUGUCACAACUAUACAACCAAAAGUCACCAAACAUGUUCCUGUUGUCACAACUGUACAAGCAAUAGUCACCAGGUCGGCUAGUACAACAAAAACUACAGCACUCAAGACUAACAAUAUAACAAGUUCUCAGUCUAAGCAACCUACUAAUGGUUCUAAGAAGACCUUUAGUUUUAGUUUCACGGAUGUUGACUUGCCAACCAUUUUAGUCGGAGCUGGACUUGGAGUUGGUGGGUCGAUUCUGUUGUUUGUUGUUGGUUGCAUCAUUAAGCAUGUAAUAAGUAAACCGAAACCAACGGAAGUUGAACCCUUCUGAUUGACAGCAGCUUGAUGUCUGAAAUUCUAUUCCAAUAAAAAC